GGCAGUUGAGAGUUGCUGUAAAUGGUUUUUUUGAAAAACUGGACCUUGUGUCUGGAUGUAUAGAGCUUCUAGGACCACCAGUUAGUAAGAGUUACAGCCAUUAUUAAACAUGCCUGAACACACUCCGGCUCCUACUCCCAGUAGAGCCGUCUACGGUUUUGUGAUGUACCUCAGUUUCAGAAUAUUUUUCAUCAUUUAUGUUAUUUGGGCUGUGAUACCUGAAGAAUGGUUUGUGUCCAUUGGAAUUACUUUUUUACCUCAAAGGUACUGGGCUGUAGCCGUUCCUGUAUAUUUUUUAACGGUACUAACUAUUUUUGCCUUCGUCAUAUACCCAGGUUUCGGUUUAUACAUGACUCCCAAUGUCGAUGAUUUGAGAACUAUUACGGAUCAUUUUGGCAAAAAGCUAAGACAUAAUUCAGAUAUUUUGACUCAUAAUCAGUCCAAUAGUACAAAGUGUGUUUGUAAGAAUAAAGAUAACUGUUCUAAAUCAUAUUAUGAAAAUAUCAGCAGAACUUCAAUUAAUGAAUAUAUUCCCCCUGUACAAGAUUUGAAGAUGUGGUAUGUUUCAGAUAGUUUAUAUCUAAAAUAGGGUUACGCCUGAAGUCGUGUCACUGUUCAUAUUGAUGAAAAAUAAAUGUUACAAUAAACAAUAUUUCCAUAA
This is a messenger RNA of Leptinotarsa decemlineata (Colorado potato beetle), 661 nucleotides long. Its product is annotated as phosphatidylinositol N-acetylglucosaminyltransferase subunit P. Lineage: Eukaryota; Metazoa; Arthropoda; Insecta; Coleoptera; Chrysomelidae. The record is from RefSeq and is a predicted model, not a curated record.